UCGGAGCAGUCCGUGACGUGCGCACAGGCCCAGCCAGAUGCCUACCAUCGCAUCAUGUGCCGGGCCCCAAUCGCUUCACUCGACUGCAUGGAGGAGUUCAGUGGUACGGGCGGUCAUCUUGAUUUCGGCCGUUCCAUAAGCUUGGGCUCCAAUCCGGCGCUGCCGCUGCGUCAUGGCUCGACGCCGACGCCGGGCUUGCGAUACAAGAAUCUGGGCAAGAGCGGGUUGCGUGUCUCGAAUGUGGGUCUGGGAACCUGGCCAGUCUUCUCACCCGGGGUCAGUGACGAGCAGGCCGAAGCCAUAUUGAAGCUGGCCAUUGAGAGCGGCAUUAAUCUGUUCGAUAUCAGCGAGGCGCACUCGGAAACGGAGAUCGGCAAGAUACUGCAGCGUACGGGCUGGAAGCGAACGGCCUAUGUCAUCACGACGAAGGUUUAUUGGAGCACCAAGUCCGAGGAACGUGGUCUGUCGCGCAAGCACAUCAUCGAGUGCGUCCGGGCCAGUCUGCAACGACUGCAGCUCCAAUACAUUGAUAUUGUGAUCAUACACAAGGCAGACCCCAUGUGCCCCAUGGAGGAAGUGGUGCGCGCCAUGAGCUACAUUAUACAACAAGGCUGGGCUAUGUACUGGGGAACGGCGCGUUGGUCCCAAGUGGAGAUUAUGGAGGCGUACACCAACUGUCGGCAGUUCAACUGCAUAACGCCGAUUGUGGAGCAGUCCGAGUACCAUAUGUUUUGUCGCGAGAAGUGCGAGCUGUAUCUGCCGGAGAUGUACAACAAGAUUGGUGUGGGGCUGAUGGCCUGGGGACCUCUGUCGAUGGCGCUGAGCGACACCCAGAAUGGGGACAAGCUUUUUCUGCCAAAGGGCUCAUUUAAGACGAAAAGCUUCUCCUGGACCGAGGAUGAGAUUAACCGGAACGCUGCGUUGUCGCCUCAGGGCAGCUGGGGCAAGGAUCGCAUUGAGGAGGGACGGCGCCACUGCGAUCGUUUGCGGGAUCUGGCCGCUCUGGCCGAAAAGCUGGGCUGCAGUCCCACGCAGCUCUCGAUUGCCUGGUCGCUGAAGCACGAGCCUGUGCAGUGCCUACUUUUGGGCGCCACCUCGGCGGAGCAACUGCAUCAGAGCCUGCAAUCGCUGCAGUUACUGCCACGGCUGUCGUCGAGCGUGAUGCUGGAAUUGGAGCGGAUACUGGAGAAUAAACCGGUGCGACCGCCAAUGAUAUCGACGCUGGCGCUUCGGUGA
Molecule: messenger RNA, 1236 nt
Organism: Scaptodrosophila lebanonensis
Lineage: Eukaryota; Metazoa; Arthropoda; Insecta; Diptera; Drosophilidae
Gene: Hk
Product: voltage-gated potassium channel subunit beta-2
Exons: 7
Coding region: 55-1236 (393 amino acids)
Biological process (GO): potassium ion transport; regulation of potassium ion transmembrane transport
Cellular component (GO): cytoplasm; voltage-gated potassium channel complex
Molecular function (GO): potassium channel regulator activity; transmembrane transporter binding; voltage-gated potassium channel activity
Source: RefSeq, a predicted model, not a curated record